UCUGAUCUUUAAGAAAAUUAAUACAAAACAACCAUCCCUUUUUCCUGUGUUUCACAACGUUCAUGAUCAUUAGUUUAUUGGGCAGAAGUAUUGCAUUUUUUAUGAAUUUAUAAAGUAUUUAUGUAUUUUUUGUGUAAUAACUUAUUCCUCAUAUGUAGUUGCUGACAUAAAGAAGUGCAAACUUUGUUUUCUGUUUAAAUGAAAGUACAAGAAACAGUUAGAAUGGGUGCAUUUUGGUUGCUUUUGGGGAGUUUUGUAUUUACAGCGUUUUCGUUUGUGCAGCACUUUUUGUAAACGCUGGACGUGUUUUGUGAAGUUGGUGAAGAUGUUUCUAGAUCAACAUGUUUUUUGACAUAUUUUUGGCUAGGUUUCUUGAUUCCUUUUGGGGAAAAUCAUUGAAUAUGAUAAAGAGAAAUAUAUACAUUUCUUUGGCUGAGAUGAUAUUGGUUGUCUGGAUUUGAGAAUAUUUUUCUGAAGAAACACCCUAAUGUGGCCUACACGUUUUCAGUUGCCUCUGGAGUUCCUAUCUUUGUCAGCUUAACUACAGAACAGCACACAUACUGUCGUCUUUUCUGUUAAAAAUGUACUUUGAAUGUUUAUAAUACACUGAAAGAAAUCAAGAAUAAUGCAGCUUAGCAAUACUGGUUGUUUGCUUUAUAUAGGCCCAGCCUAUAUCAUCAUUGUUUGUUUGAGUGGGGGUAACUUUAUAAAAAUACCUAUAAUAAUGAAUUUAAAAAAAAACAGUGCAGCCUAUUCAUAUAUGAAAUGAACACAUUUGAACUUUUGAUCAGAACAUUUAAGAAAGGGAAAUGUAUUGUGUUUGGUUUCAGAUGUGAUAGAAUAAUGCCAAUAUUUACUGUAUAAAGGAAUAACAGAAGAAGUGAUGUUUGAAGAAUUAAACAUAACUGUGUUGUAAUUUGCAAAUGGUUUAUAAGGGGUAUUUUAUGAUUUCAUUGUUUGUGUAGUUCUUUUUUGUUUUAACAUUUUACAGUGUACGAUACCACCUCAAAACCUCAGAGAAGUAUGGCAAAAGAAAGAAGGAUGAUGAUAUUCUGUCUGCUUUUGGCAGCUAUAAGCAUCCCUGUGUUUACUGGAGAAUGGAGGGCCAGUGUUGUAAAACACCUUGACGUACUGGUCACAUCCUGUGUUGUUGUUCCCUGUACAUUCACCCAUCCUAGAGGAUACCUGCCCACCUCCAAAAUGAAGGGGAUCUGGCAUCAGUUAAAUAAUCUUAGCAAUCUCAUCUAUGACGAGGAUAUCUCAAGUAUCUCAGAGAACUUCAGGGGACGGACAAAGUUGUUGGGACAUCUGGGUCAGAAUAACUGCAGCUUAGAAAUCUCUGAGAUUAAAGAUCACGACAACGGCCCUUUUUGUUUCCGAAUCGAAUUAGCACAAACAGGGACUGUGACAUCUUCUCCUGAAAAGUUCUCCUUUCUGGAUGAUUGUGUUGAACUCAAAAUGCUCCCGGAUCCUCCUAAACCUAAACUACAUCACCCAAAGGCGGCCUUCCAAGGACGUCCAUACGCUGUCACCUGUUCAGUCACCCACACCUGCCCCUACGAUCCACCUAAACUCACAUGGAGUGGGGCCACUCCGUAUGUGCCGAAUGUGGUCCACAAAGAAAUACAUAAUGGCUACUGGGAGGUUGAGUCCAUCCUGACCAUCAUUCCUGAAGAGAAGGACGACCACACUGAUAUCACCUGCACAGCCAACUUUAAUGGACGGAAGACCUCCUCUGCAACAUUGACACUCUAUGUAAAACGUUCAGAAAACUUCAACCACAUCAUCAUUCCCACAGUGGUGGCGGUUGGUACCGCCGGGAUCUUUGCAGUCUUCUGCAUAUUUAUGGUGAAAAGAUACAAGAGACAAAUUGCAGAGCUCCAAAGAGGGGAUGGAAGGAUUCGUUCUGAUGGCCCAGGACCAUCUCGUUCAGAUCAAAGGUCUAUUUGGAACAGAUUUUCAAGAAGGCCUAAAGCGGGCACAGUGGAUAUGAGUCAUGUUUCAAAAAAUGUGCAUUCAAAAUCCUGUGAUGACCAGAAAGUCUCCAAGCCUCAUUUUCCGUCCCCCAAAAGCCAGCCAAAAUCCUACAAUCACCAAGAGGACUUUGAUGGUGGUGACAUUUACGAGAACAGUGCGGACAUCAGCAUCUAUGGAAACAUCUGAAGCAAGCACAAAAAAAACAAAUCCAAUCACUCCCAUAGUGAUCAUUCGUAUUAAGACCGCAGUUGUAUUAUACAUGAUUAUUGUGGCUGUUUAUUCUGUUUGCUAAUUUGAUCAUUAUAAUGGAUGGAAAAUAAAAUGCAUCUUGAA
Eleginops maclovinus (Patagonian blennie) is the source of this 2310-nucleotide messenger RNA. Its product is annotated as myeloid cell surface antigen CD33-like. The record is from RefSeq and is a predicted model, not a curated record. The transcript is spliced from 11 exons. Bases 1024 to 2163 code for a protein of 379 amino acids. NCBI's taxonomy places the organism in Eukaryota, Metazoa, Chordata, Actinopteri, Perciformes, Eleginopidae.